Spea bombifrons (plains spadefoot toad) is the source of this 3922-nucleotide messenger RNA. It is a transcript of the gene TTC17, whose product is annotated as tetratricopeptide repeat domain 17. Bases 38 to 3679 code for a protein of 1213 amino acids. The transcript has 25 exons. Gene Ontology annotation, cellular component: actin cytoskeleton; cytoplasm. NCBI's taxonomy places the organism in Eukaryota, Metazoa, Chordata, Amphibia, Anura, Pelobatidae. Gene Ontology annotation, molecular function: protein binding. The record is from RefSeq and is a predicted model, not a curated record. Gene Ontology annotation, biological process: actin filament polymerization; cilium organization.
GUCGCACCGCUGCCCAGCUGUGUCUGCCUCUGCCAAGAUGGCGGAAUCUCUUCCGCUUCCGGCUGUGUUGGCGGAAGCAUCGUCAUCGGGAAAGAUGGCGGAGAGCAGGAACGGGUCGUACAGCCCCUCAGAGACUGGGUUCCCGGCCGGUUCAUUACGGAUUAUUAGAGCAUGGAGCGGCCUGAUUGGGGUCCUCUCCCUGCUCAGCAGCGCCCGGCCCUCCGAGGCCACCACACACUGGGUAGUGACGGAGGACGGCAAGAUCCAGCAGCAGGUGGACUCUCCGAUGAACCUGAAGCACCCUCAUGAUCUGGUGAUCUUGAUGAGACAAGAGACCACAGUUGGAUACCUCAAAGAAUUGGAGAAACACCUGGUUGCACAGAAGAUCCAUAUUGAGGAGAAUGAAGACCGGGACACGGGUCUGGAGCAGAGACACUACAAAGACGAUCCAGACUGUAUAAAAGCCAAAGUGCCUUUGGGCGAUCUGGAUUUAUACGACGGCACAUACAUAUCCCUAGAAAGCAAGAAUAUCAGCCCUGAAGAUUAUGUGGAUUUACACAGUCCCUUACCUCCCGACUUAAUUCAGCCAGACUGCACAAAUAUCAUCGAGCUUCCGUUCAGUAUCCAUGCCUUUCAGCACCUCCGGGGCAUCCAGGAGCGGCUAAACCUCUCAGCUCCUUUAUUGCCUAAAGAAGACCCUAUCUUCAAUUCGCUGCCUCGACAACUAGGAAGGACCGUCGAAGACAUAGGCCAUAGAAUUCAAGAUGGCCUUCUUAAGAAUACCACUUCCUGGGUCCUGUAUAACAUGGCGUCUUUCUACUGGAGGAUAAAGAAUGAGCCGUACCAUGUGGUGGAAUGUGCCAUGAGGGCACUUCACUUCUCCACCCGGCAGAACAAAGACAUUGCCCUGUUAAACCUGGCCAAUGUUUUGCACAGAGCACAUUUCUCAGCAGACGCUGCUAUUCUGGUCCACGCCGCGCUUGACGUGUCCACUGACUUUCUGACCGGCCACUACACGCUGGGGAACAUAUACGCGAUGCUGGGAGAGUACAAUCAUUCCGUGCUCUGCUACGACCGGGCUUUACAAGCGAAGCCCGGCCUCGAGCAGGCCGUUAAGAGAAAGCACGCCGUGUUAUGCCAGCAGAGACUGGAACAGAAACUCGAGGCGCAGCACAGGUCUCUCCAGAGAACUCUGAACGAGCUGAAGGAGUACCAGAAGCAGCACGACCAUUACCUCCGACAGCAAGAAGUCCUGGAGAAGCACAAGCUGAUCCAGGAAGAGCAAAUCCUGCGCAACAUCAUCCACGAGACACAAAUGGCCAAAGAGUCGCAACUGGGAAACCAUCAGAUAUGUCGUAUGAGUAACCAGAAGCAGCGUCUGCACUGUCCGUGGGACCUACCGGUGCGCUAUCACAGAGGGGACAUCUUCGAGAAUGUGGAGCAAGUCUUGUUCGGUGAAGACACCUCUUCUGCCCACAUGAUGUCCGUGAAUCUGGAACUGCAGGCCAAUCAGAGCAGCCUUCAGCAGCGCACCCCGGUGCCGCGUUCCACGUACAAAGUGUGGGACAUGGACCCCAGCGCUGUCUCUGAAGACCUGAACAAGCUGUGGCCCAAAAAGGAAGACUGUGCCAAUACGUUCCCAGCAGUCCCUUCGCCUGAAGAUCUUCCAACCUAUCACCUACCUCGUGAACAACCCUCCGUGCGAGUCACGCCACACAUCUCGAAGCAGAUCGAUGCCGCUGGUGACGUUCAGAGGCCGGACUGCGCGUCGGCCGGCGAUGUGCGCAAAAACGAGACUCUGCACCAGCUUCUGGUGGAGCUGGAGACCCGACUGGAGCUGCAGCAGAUCAAACCGGACAAGUAUGCAAAGCAGAUUUUGCUCUCCCAGUUCAAUAACCUCAGUGUUUCAGAAGACCAAGUUGGAGCCUCUCUCUAUCACUCCCUUACCCAGCCGUCCGGUCCGCUGUGGUCCGUUCUAAAUGAAGCUGCUCUGUUCUGGCGCGCAGUGGGAAACUCUACCCAGGCGCUCGUGUGUCUGCGCAGAGCAUUGAACCUCUCGCCGCUCCAGAACCAACACAUUCCUCUGGUCAACUUGGCCAACUUACUGAUGCACCGCGGGCUCCACGCCGAGGCCAGUAAGCUGCUGCUACAGGCAGGGUCUAUAGAUCAAAAAGAGCCGAUAACACUACUGAGCCUAGGGAACAGCUACUUGUCUCUCAAGAACCUGACGGGGGCUCUUCACGUCUUCCGCGCAGCACUGGACCUCAAAACACCGUGCCCCGAAUGCGAGGGCAGUUUACAGAUGAUCCGCUGCUUGCAACUGUACCCGUUCCUCUACAACGUCAGCUCGGCUACCUGCAGCGGGCACUGCCACGCCGGCGGUAAAGAUGGACCCCACGAGGCAGAAAGUUUCCACAGUUACACGCGGACCUCAAAUGACCAAGAGGACAACGGAUCGCAGGGAAGCGGAGGGGAGCAGGAUUCCUCUGUACAACUCGAAAAUGUCAUCUUGGUGGAAGCAAACACAUCAGAGGUGAAGGAGCCGGCAGGGGAAGCUCCGAUGUCCGAAGAAAUGUUGGCUCUGGUCGACGAGUUCGAGAACUCCUGGCCCCUGGAAGCCUUCGAGGGAGCUCUGGAGCUGAAGGGCCGACGGAUGGACCUUCAGGGAAUCAGAGUUCUAAAGAAGGGCAACCCAGACGGACAGUCCGGCUCCUGCUUUGGUGACUGUGACGAUGAUGACGAGGAGGCCGAAUGGAUCACUUUCCAAGUAAAACGUUUGAAGAAACCAAAAGCUGACGGUUCUCACCCGUCGGACCACACAGACUCCGCUGGAGAGGAGUAUCUCGACGGAGAAAGCGAUGACUUCCAAGCAGGGCUAGAAAUUAGUGGCCCAAAAAUACCAGCCCCCGACCCACAAGGAAGAAGGCCUGAUUACCGUAGCCUUGGAUGGCCAAGCCCUGAUGAAUGUUUGAAGCUCCGUCGAGUGGAGUUGUCCACAGUGGCCAGCACUUGGCUCGCGGUAUCUGCUAAAAACAUAGACAUCACAGAACAUGUCGAUUUCGCCACUCCGCUGCAGGAGCCGGGAGUAGAACCCCUCUGUAAUGCCAACUUCCCUGCCAGCAUGCACACGAUGGACCAUCUGCAUGGGAUUGCCAACCGUGCCGCGAUACACUACACCGGAGAGAGCCAACUCAAAGAGGUUUUACAGAAUCUCGGAAAAGACAAAUACCCCCCGCAGUCACUGGAGCAAGUGGGGACUCGAAUAAUGAAAGUCCUUGAAAAGAACCAGACAUCGUGGGUUUUAUCCAGUAUGGCUGCCUUGUACUGGAGGGUUAAGGGACAGGGGAAGAAAGCCAUUGACUGCUUACGCCAUGCUCUACAUUACGCCCCUCACCACAUGAAGGAUGUGCCUCUCAUCAGUUUGGCCAACAUCUUCCACAAUGCCAAACUCUGGAACGAUGCCAUCAUAGUUGCCACGAUGGCAGUAGAGAUCGCUCCUCAUUUUGUGGUGAAUCACUUCACCUUGGCCAAUGUUUACGUAGCAAUGGAAGAGUAUGAAAAAGCCAUGCGAUGGUACGAGUCCACUCUUAAGCUGCAGCCGGAAUUUGCCCCGGCAAAGGACAGGAUCCGUGCCAUCCAAUGCCAUCUACUGUUAAAAAAGGGGAGACGCGCCCCUUAGCGCCACCCGCAGCGUAUAGCACAUUGAGCUUUUUUACCUCAUUCAACUCAACUAUUUAAAGUCUGCAGACCAACGGGAUGUGGAUGAGUAAAAAAAGGGUGUAAUUGUUUUUACUCGUACCUGAUAAAGGAAUAUGUGGGUUUCUGAUUAAAUAUUAACAAAGUAACUCCUGUUAUAUGGAAAGUGAGAUCUGGGGCGGGAGGUGGCGGGGCGACCUUUAAUAAAUAUCCAUGCUGCCAUUAA